Caenorhabditis sp. 36 PRJEB53466 is the source of this 875-nucleotide messenger RNA. Lineage: Eukaryota; Metazoa; Nematoda; Chromadorea; Rhabditida; Rhabditidae. The record is from the annotation of a GenBank genome assembly.
AUGGAUCGAAUCCCGCCGUACGACUACUCCAAGUACGUGUUCGCCGCCCGUGCGGCCGUCGUCACCUGCUCCUCGUUCGAGCUGCUCCUAGUGCUCUUCGGCUCGCUCGAAGACUCGAACAUUCUCGCCAAACUCUUCUACUUCCUCUUCAUCGGAGCCUCCGUCGCCGUCUCCGCCCACAACAUCGCGUUGAACAUCGACGGACGUGAGGAGAUCAGAAAGGUGCUCGGAUCGUCGGAGAACGAAGUCCGUGGACGAUCGGCCGCCCGUGAGUCAACCGUAAUUAUCUACAGUAAUCCGGUCCCUCAUUUGCAGUUGUGCUCGUCCCGGUGCUCUCCGGAAUCUUCGUGUUCCUGUGCAUCUCCGGCCACGCCUUCUUCUCGCUCUUCGUGCUCAUCCACGUGCUCGCCUCUGUCGGACAACUCGGAAUCGAGACCUAUGAAGUGAGCCAUGGAGAGGGAUCCGGACCGAUCAGCGUCACGGCUCCGCCCGCCGCUCCGGCUCCGGUGCCCGUCGCCGAGCAACCGCCCGCGGAAGCCGCUGCUCCGGCCCCGCAAUAGAACCUCUAACCCCUCAACUCUAGUAAUAAAUUUUAAAUUUUUGAUGUAUUUUCCGUAUUAUUUCUAAAAAAAAGAGUUGAGGGGGGAGUGGGAAGGAAGAGUUCCCUCACUCAACACUGCUGUUCGCAGGUGAAGAACUCCGGAGGCUGCCCGGUCGUUCCGCUCGUGCUCCCCGAGUUCAAGAUUCCGUCGAUUGGACAGUCGAACCCGCCGCCGAUCACGCCGCCGUCGGACCGUCGCACUCUGGCGCCCACGCACGACCCCGACUACCAGACGUUGGCCAUCGUCCAGGACACUAUCUUCGAGCAGAAAUAG